UAUUGCAGCUUUGCUACUCAAUGGUAAUUGCCCCUGAUGAUUUGAUUUGUUCCGUGAACCUGACUUGUUCUGCAGUUCAUUCCUCUACACGUUGCUGGCAUGCCCAUGCCACCGGACUUUUACGACUGGGUUUCUUACGGUUCGCAACUCCAGCUGCCCAUCGACCGACCAUCGACCGACCUAGCCGUUCUGAUUGCUCGAUUCGUUGAAACAUCGUCGAUCAUUCACAAUCAUGUCAUCAGUGAUGGAAAACCAAAGACGGCCAGCGUGAUUCAGCAGCUUCUAGAUCUUGAUAAAGAUUUGGCCUCGUGGGAGAAUGGGCUGGAGGGGGAUUGGAUCUACCGCACCGUCCACGCUACCCAUCUCCCUCCCAAGGCGGUAUUCCAGUGCGAAUACCACAAAUACCAUGACGUCUGGACCGCUCGAAUCUGGAAUUACUACCGAUGGUGCCGAAUUCUAGUCAAUCAGAAUUUGCUGGAUCUGACGAACAAGAAUCCGGUGUCCAGUUUAUCACUGGUAUCAGCGGCUGCGCGGGACAACUUUUUGAACUUGAUUCGACAAUUGGCCAGGGAUAUACUUGUUAGUGCGCCGACACAUUGGCGACACCCGGCCCUAGACGGACCGGCGCAAAUAACAGUGGAAAGUCCCGGCGGAGGAGGAGCUGGAUCAGCAGGACUGCCGGCGUUGCUCUUCCAUCUAAAAGUGGCGGGCUGCGCUCCUGGCGUGCCCAAAGAAUAUUGGGAAUGGGCGUUGGGAAUCAUCCAAACAAUUUGGGGCGACAUGGGGAUGUUGCACGCAAGAUCGAUGAUGGAAGCCAUGCGAGCGCACGAAGACACGGUGCUGAGAACUGGGGCAGCUGGGAUUUUGGCAGACGACUGGUAGACGGGGGAACCGGAAAAGGGAAAUGGCGCAAUGGGAUUGGGUAUAAGGAUGGGUUUUGGUUUUGACGGCUUUGCGAGGGUCCGGAGCAGCGGUUAGGUCUGACUGGUUGAUACCAUCGGUUUUGAAGCGGAUAUCUUCUCCCGAGCUGCAUGAAAAAUGACAUGACAACUUGAUGAAAUCUUAGGUCUGAGAGAUAACCAGGAGCAACUUGGUGAGCGACAGACUAAAUAGGUGACUUGCAAGAGUUCUUGACGAGGUAAUCCUCGACGACAUAGCCGAUGAGUUCCAAUACUAUCAGCACUUCGCAAUGUUGAUAAUAACCUGAUUACAUUUAUAUCUAUCUUCAC
Colletotrichum godetiae is the source of this 1229-nucleotide messenger RNA. RefSeq lists its product as uncharacterized. NCBI's taxonomy places the organism in Eukaryota, Fungi, Ascomycota, Sordariomycetes, Glomerellales, Glomerellaceae. The record is from RefSeq and is a predicted model, not a curated record. The coding region runs from base 100 to 882 and encodes 260 amino acids. The transcript has a single exon.